GCCGUGCAUUGUUCUAGGGUUUAACGAUAUCUCAUACUCUGGUCUUUCCCGAAGCUGCUUUGAAGGUCUCGUCUCUUGUGGCAUUCACCCGCCGUCCGCCAGGCGCCGCUUCUUGUUGUUCCUUCGCUGCUUCGACAAACAACACCAGCAAUGCCGCCACGACUGGAUAGUUUCCAACGCGCCUUGGACAGGUUCAAGAAAAGCCUCGAUCCAAAACAUGCCCAGGCUUUUCUGGCCUCAACGCGGGAAGAUGUAUUCUUGGAAAUGGAAAAGAUACAGGAUGAACAGGGACGAAACCGGGAAUUGCGCGGUCUCGAACGUCUUGAACCCUUCCUUGAGGCGAUGACCCAGCUUGGUAAAGUCAUUGAAGUUUUCACGAACACAACUGUCUUCCUCUGCUUUGUCUGGGGACCCAUCAAAUUCCUUCUCGCCACUGCUAAGACGCACCUCGAGUCACUCAACAAGCUACUCGAUGCGUAUGAAGAAAUUGCUCUCAUUUUUCCUGGCAUUCUACACUACCAAGCGACAUUCGAGCAAUAUCAACCUUUGGACAACGUGCUCGAAAACUUGUACUCCGACAUUCUCGUAUUUCACGAAAAAGCGCUCAAAGUUUUUAGUCGACCAAAAUGGAAGAUGUUGUUCAAUGCAGCUUGGAAGACAUUCGAAUCGGACUUUGGCCAGAUUCUCCAUAGUUUGAGAGAACGUCGGAAACUGCUUGACAGCGAAAAAGGAUCGGCAGCACUUUACGAGAUCCAGCUAAUGAAUAAGAAGAUCGGACAUUUACAAGAAGAUCAAAUCGAGAACGAAGAGGCAGCAAGGCGGGAGCGGCACGCGAGAAGAAUUGAGUCAAUCAACCGAAGAUUGGGACCUCCGAAAUACCAAACGGAUCACCUUUCCUUCAUCAAUUCCAGGGACAUCCCAAUCAACAGGCUGAAGCGCUCUCCAGGAGAGUGGUUUUUCGCCGACCUCCGAUAUCAAGCUUGGCAGAACAGCAACGCUCGAGAAAGCCAAUUACUCUAUAUUCACGGAGCACCUGGCAGUGGAAAAUCUACGUUGAUGGCCGCCACUAUCGAACAAGUUUUGGGCAACAACAUGCCCGACGUAGCUAUCGCUUUCUUCUUCUUUCGGCACCUACAGGAAGAUAAGAAUAAUCUUAACGGGCUCUUGCGCGCAAUCCUAGCACAGCUACUUGACAGGUAUCCCGACUUGGCCACCACUCUUGAGGAAGAAAUAUCCAAGAAGGACACCAUAAAACUCCAAAAAACAGAUGAACUGGAGGGACUCGUUAGCAAAGCAAUCGAAGCCUUCCAGACGGUAUUUCUGGUCCUAGACGGAUUGGAUGAGUGUGCUGAUGGAGAAGCAGAGAAAACAAUUGACUGGCUGGUAUCCUUUGGCAAUGGCUCCAUUGGAUGCAAGUUACGUAUCCUUUGUGCCGGUCAAAGAGACGGCGUGUCGGACCGUCGGCUGCUCUCUCUCCUCUCAACUGUUUCCCUUUCCCUCGAUGAAGAAAUCAAACAUCAAGAAGAUAUUACAAGCUAUUGCCAAGCCUGGGGCAAGAGAAUACAAAGCCAAUUCGAGGCGGAACAUGGGUUAGAGCAAGAUAUUGUAGCUCGCGUAUCCGCAGGGGCUAAAGGCAUGUUUCUCUAUGCAAAAUUGGUCCUUCAGCAUCUGUUUCAUCAAGAUUCCAUUGCUGCGUUGGAGGAGCAACUGGAACCAGGAGUGUUCCCAAACACUCUAGAAAAAGCAUAUGAAAAGGUCGAGCAUCGCGUAUUCACGAACUCUCCACCUUCCAAACGCGAAGCUGCAACCAAGAUCCUGAGCUAUGUUGUCUGCUGCAGGCGAACACUGUGCUGGCGGGAGAUACAAGCUUUUUUCUGUACCGAUGUCACAAAAAGGGAGGCUAAUUACAAGAGGCGACUAGCUUGGAGCUACAAAGAACUCUGUAGUUCUUUUCUGGACUCAGAUACCAUCAGAGACAACUACGCUGGCCCCGAAGAUGAGGUCCGACUGGUACAUAAAACCGCCCGCGAGUUUCUGAUACGGAGAAGAAGACUGGACAUCGCUCAACAGACUGCUGAGCUUUCGGUAUUCUGCUUUCAAUACCUCACGUCGCCCCCAUUCACUCUCGGCAUUUCGGAGGAAGAUGUGUUGUCGUAUGCAAAAAAGGGAUACUACGCCUUGCAAGACUACACGGUCCAUUACUGGUUCGAGCAUCUCCUCGAAUGCGUCAAAUCCCUCGACCCGAUGACAAACGUGGACAAAUGCCAAGAUAUUUUCGACCUUGCCCUGAUCUUCCUGAGGUCCUAUGGAAACCGGGAAAAGAUGGCAGAAUUCCUUCGAGCAGAGACUUAUACGGGGCUUACUGAUGCAAUAACCAAGCACCUCCCAACUCAUGGCCGAGAGCGCAACGCUUAUCUCUGCAUAGAGAUUCGAACAGAGUCGCUUCGGCAAAAGAUCGCCAAACUAGACUUUGGAGCCUUCACUGCGGAAGAGCAGAGAGUCUUCGACAACCUCCACGGGCCCAGAACGUCAUACAAGUGCUCAAAACCCUGGUGUGACUUUUUCAAGGGGGGACUCGUGAGCGAGGCAAACCGACAAAAGCACAUUGAUGAGCACGAAUUUCCGCAUCGGUGUGCAUAUGAGGACUGCAUUGGAUUCAAGUUGGGAUUCAGCACGAACGGCGAACUUCAGAAGCACAAUGGGAAGUGGCAUGCUCGGCAAAACGACGCCAACAGUUUUCCCAAACUAGAAGCGUCCUCCAGCCUUUCUGGAGACUCAAACGAGAGCAGCCUCCACGAAGCGUGUAGGAGAGGCGACAUCGGGAGAGUUAGACAGCUUCUGGAAUCCGAUGCGGGGAAGAACGCAAUAAAUAUCUAUAGGUGGAGCACAGAAUCCAAGGUGGGAUUCCCACUUAGCAUCGCCGCUGCGAUGGGUUGUAAGGAAAUAUGCGAUUUGUUGAUUUCCAACGGCGCAUUCGUCGACAUCGACGAAGGAGCACCACUCCGAGCCGCAGCGGAAAACGGUCACCUGGAAGUCUGUGAAUUACUGAUUUCCCACGGCGCGAUCGUCGAUAAAGGUUCAGGUGCACCACUUCGGGAAGCAGCGAAAAUGGGCCAUCUGGAAGUCUGCAAGCUAUUGAUACAAAGUGGAGCGGAUAUAAACUUCUUGUGGAAUGGUCGUACGCCAUUACAUGAAGCAGCAGAAGCGGGUCAUGUCGAAAUAAUCGAUCUACUUCUGCACCAAGCCGACAUAGAACCGAACAAAGGGGCCCAUAAUGAAGGUCGCACGGCGGCAGAAGCGGCAGCUGCCGAGGGGCAAAUUGAGGCAUUACACUGUAUGCGGGCCUCUGGGAAGGUGGACAUGAGCGUUGGACUCCUCAGAUCAGCCUGCACAUAUUCUUCUGGCUCCUUGGACACGAUCAAAUAUCUACUGAACAAUGGCCAUGUGGAUGAGGCGGACGAGAGAUGUGUGUGGACAGUUUUGACGACAGUAUCGAAGGAAGCAACCAGGAAAUACUUGGCCAACGUCGGAUUGGCUAUCGGCAUGCUAUUUUCCACGGGAAACCCGGUGUUCAGCGAUGUCGAGCGUCUCACAACAGAACUGGGGUAUAAGAUUAAGAAAAUAAUGGACUACAACAAAUCCGCAUUUGAAAAACGCUGGUACCUCUAUGAAAAGGAAAUAAAGGACCAAAAGCGCAUGAUGGAGAAGCGAACACCCUUCUUGAUCUCAAUCAUGGAGUACCUGAAAUGGAGGAUCAAACGUUCCGAUUGGUCUAGAUUUCUUGAGAAUAGAAAGGAGUUCGGAAUGGAACUGGACACUGAGCUUGGCGAAGCCGUCAACAAGUUUGUGAAAAGAAUUGAGGGCAACAGGAGCACGACAAUUGUCGAAGAUCAGCCUGAAGUGGAGGGCAAGGCCGAGCCGAUGGAGACCGCGAUAGAGACAGAUGAGGAGAUGGAUGAGGAAGACGAUUUGUUUUGAAGGGUAAAGAUUCCGUAUUUUUUGCAUUGGCUUUUGUCUUCGAUACAUACUUUUCCGUCUAUUUUGUAAAACGAAAUGUCGUUAUUCAAACUCCUU
This is a messenger RNA of Neurospora tetraspora, 4074 nucleotides long. RefSeq lists its product as uncharacterized. The record is from RefSeq and is a predicted model, not a curated record. Gene Ontology annotation, molecular function: protein binding. Lineage: Eukaryota; Fungi; Ascomycota; Sordariomycetes; Sordariales; Sordariaceae. The transcript has 8 exons. The coding region runs from base 151 to 3978 and encodes 1275 amino acids.